AUGUUUAAUAUAACGAACUGCAAUGUUACUAUCGUUACCACCAACGAGCCGAAGACGCCGAAGGCGCCAAAGACGCCAAAGACGCCGAUGACUCCCAUGACCUGGGAGGAAUUAAUUGACGAGGAGGACGACGCCGCCCAUGACGGUGGAGCCGCCGCUGCCGAUGGACGCGCCGAAGACGCCGCUCGUGAUGGACCGGCUAUAAAUGCAGCCUCCCAUCGGAUUAGUCGUUUUAGAACGUCGAAUGCCAUUGGAGGUGCCAUGUCGCCGGGAGUCCUAGGAGUACUUGGAUUUGUCCUGCUGUUGGAUGGAUCGCUGGUGACCGCAGCUGCCCCACCCUCCAAGGAUCUGACUGCCCAGAGCCUGAACGAGUUCCGCCAGAGAUAUCUUCUGCCCCUGAUCUCCUCGGACACAAGGAACUGCAGCUUGAAUGCGUGCGAAUCCCUGGCGAUUGUCUCCCAGCUCCUGAUGCUUAUUAAUUCGAUGCCCAAUGGAACCCAGGCCUCGAACCUAAAACCCCCAAGGCCCCAGGGAAAUGGUCCAUCAAACGGCGAUGCUAAUAGCGGAGAAGUCAACGCCAUGUCCCAUCUGGCCAACUUUGAUCUGGUGAAGCGUGUGCGCCAAAUCGAAAGCCGUUUGCGAUCCGUGGAGCAGCCCGUCUGGCGUUUGACCACCGGCAGCGAAAUCGAGUGGAAUCACUGUACGUCCGGAGUGUGCCGCUGUAAUCCGGAUACCAAGAGCUUCAUCUGCUGGAACACUAACCUCAAAUCUGUGCCGGUUACCCAGGUUAUACCCAUGAACAUGGUGACCAUAGAUCUUUCUAGGAAUAUUUUGUCCACCCUGCACAAGGAUACCUUUCGAGGACUGACGGUUCUCAAGGAGCUGGAUAUUUCCAACAACGUUCUUGAUUUUUUGCCAUUUGAUUUGUUCCAGGAUUUGGAUAGUUUGUUGAAUUUACGUAUCCAAAACAACCAUUUGGAGGACAUUGACCCGCGAACCUUUUGGAAGCUGCGCAACCUCAAUCUUCUAGACCUAAGCAAGAACGAGAUAGGCCUCCUUCCGGAAUCCAUGUUCUACCAUGCCCAACGGCUCACAGUGAUCAAUAUGUGCGAUAAUAAAAUUUCAAACUUUCCUCCAAAUCUCUUGAGAGAUCAACUAAUGCUGGAAGAGCUUGAUAUGUCCAGGAAUAAAAUCGUGGAGCUCAAUUCCGGCAGCAUUCGAUAUCUUACCAAGCUAAAGACCUUGGAUUUUGGAUGGAAUCAAAUAGCCAAGAUUGAUGACGACUUCUUUGCGGGCUUGCAGAAUCUUUGUACUUUGAGUUUGCACAAUAAUCGCAUCUCAUCCAUCUCUGGCACCAUUUUCAAUAACUUGGUCAACUUGGAAACCUUGGAUUUGACCAUGAAUCGAAUAAGUCAUAUCGAUGGCAGUGCGUUUCUGGAGCUUAAGAAUCUGAAUGAAUUGUUUUUGGGACAGAACUCAAUGUCAAGUAUUCCAGCGGAUCUAUUUCUAAAUGUCAGUGCCCUCACCAGACUGACCCUCUUUUCAAAUAACCUGACCACCUUGGAGGCUGGCGAUUUUCGAGGACUGAGCCAUCUUAAGGUCCUCCUGCUGAACAAUAAUAUUCUCAAAAACUUCGAUGCUAGGGCCUUCGAACCACUAACCGAGUUGGAAAAGAUUCGGAUUGAUUCAAACAAACUGAUGUAUCUACCCACUGGAGCCCUGCAUGGUCUGGAGAAAUUAGUGGCGGUUAAGCUGGACAAGAACCCCUGGCAUUGCGACUGCAGAGCUCUGUAUCUGGCCAGGUGGAUUCGAGAGUUUGUUCUUAAGCUCUGGGACGGACAACAACCGAUGUGCCGUGGUCCCGGGGACUUGGGGGGUCACGAGGUGGGUCUGUUGAGGUACGAUGACCUCUGCGAUGGCCAGUGGGCCAGCAUGCUGUCCCUUUCGCCUCGACUUCCGGUUCGAAAGCACCAGAUCUCCACGCCAAUGAAUUAUACGGACUAUUUCAACCUUUAUCUAAAGCACAUCUAUAAUGGCACCACCGACGAAGAGCUGAAAGGGGCCGAGAUAACAAGUGUGGCUAUUAAAAAAGUCCAAACAGAUUAAAAGUCUACAACUCAAAUAU
Molecule: messenger RNA, 2125 nt
Organism: Drosophila bipectinata
Lineage: Eukaryota; Metazoa; Arthropoda; Insecta; Diptera; Drosophilidae
Product: platelet glycoprotein V
Molecular function (GO): protein binding
Source: RefSeq, a predicted model, not a curated record